Clunio marinus is the source of this 189-nucleotide messenger RNA. Lineage: Eukaryota; Metazoa; Arthropoda; Insecta; Diptera; Chironomidae. The record is from the annotation of a GenBank genome assembly.
AUGCAAGCAGUCGGUACGAUGGAUUCCAUGCAAUCGCAAGCAAAUCGACCAAAAAGCCUUUGCAAGAAAAUUGGCGAAGAAGCAGAUGAUGUAAUAACUUCACAAGAAAAUCUACAUGUCGAUUUACAUAAAAGACGACAUGCCAUCAACAUAACAAACAAUCCAGGAUAUCGAGUGAGUGUAAUAUAA